Thamnophis sirtalis is the source of this 1224-nucleotide messenger RNA. The record is from RefSeq and is a predicted model, not a curated record. NCBI's taxonomy places the organism in Eukaryota, Metazoa, Chordata, Lepidosauria, Squamata, Natricidae.
AUGAAUGCACACUUGGCUCCAGCUGAAAAUAAAGACAAAAGCAACAGUAUGAAAACAUUGGGCAGAUUAGAAAUCAAAACAAACACGACUGUGAGUUUUUCUCUUUGCUUGGUUUGCUCUAACAUUUUGAAGCCAAGUCUAAUACAGCAUGAGCGUUUUGAGAAAGGUGAAGACUUAAGGGAGAAGUACACUAUGUUUCCCAGUGCCCUUAUCAAGAAGUCAUCAUUAUGUUCUUUUGACUCAAAAGAAAAAUUUUCUACAAACCUCAAGUUAGCAUUAGAACGAAAUCAAAUCCGUAUAUCGCAGUGCAAAGCCCCUCCAGAAAGACAAGGGUGGAUGUGCCAGCCACCAGAUUUUAGCUAUAAAGUAUAUUUAUCUUCACGUAAGCCAGUUGGAAAGUUCCAAGAGCUGAAAAAAAAGGAAAAAAAGAAGACAUUUUUUGAAGAUUUACAUAGAAUAAGAUCAGGAUUGAUUGUCCCAGAGGACAAUCUGGGAAAAACAAAAGAAGAGGACAAGCAAACAAAGAUUGUUACCAGGUUUCCUUAUACAGGCUCCUUUGAAUCCAAGUUAAUGUUUAUGAAGAUGGGAAAAUGUACUAGCAACAUAUACCAAGAUCCCAAACCAUAUGACUUCAGACAGUAUGAACAAAGAAGACCAGAUUUUGUGACAAGUUAUGCCAGGGAUCCUUUAAAUCUAAAGUUCAAAUCACAAUGCUUAAGCAAAAUUUAUGGACUGCCUGCUCUGAAAGAUGAAAAAAAAAAGUCCAGCUCAAAAGAAAAAUUCAUCACCCACAAGCCUAAAGAACUGAAGUGGGAUUCAAAGCUAUUUCUACCCAAGGAACCUUGGCCUAUGAAGGCUUGUUCCUUUACGAGGCAUAGAUACAAUAGGGGUGCACCUUGUGCAAUUAUAGAUCGUGUAGAAGAAACAUUAAGCAAACUGUUGCUGAAAGAGGCAAUUAAAAAUCAGAAAGAAAUCAGAAGGAAAACAGCAGCAAAUAUAAAGAAAAAAUUACCAAGUAUAUCUGUUCCCAUUCAAAAGCAACAGCUGACUGGAAGGAAGAAAGAAAAAAACUUACCCAAAACACUCCAUUCCCCAUCACUAUCCUUAGGACGAUGUGAAUGGUCAAUGGCUAAGGGCCUGAGCAUUGUAAAGCCAGAACCUUUAGGCUUCUUGCUGCCCACAGGUAUAGCUCAAACUGUACAGGAGCUGAAAUACAAGGAAUGA